This is a messenger RNA of Spodoptera frugiperda (fall armyworm), 1547 nucleotides long. RefSeq names its product isocitrate dehydrogenase [NAD] subunit gamma, mitochondrial (gene Idh3g). Bases 105 to 1295 code for a protein of 396 amino acids. Gene Ontology annotation, cellular component: mitochondrion. The record is from RefSeq and is a predicted model, not a curated record. Lineage: Eukaryota; Metazoa; Arthropoda; Insecta; Lepidoptera; Noctuidae. The transcript is spliced from 8 exons. Gene Ontology annotation, biological process: isocitrate metabolic process; tricarboxylic acid cycle.
AGCACCAUCUGACGGUGAAAAAUAGCAACUCUUUGACAUUUUCCGUUUUCCUCUUCCUGUGGUUAUUUAAUAGUUUGAGCCAAGAUAUUUGCGCUAAAUUCGCGAUGGCUCUGAGAUUACUGAGUAAAUUGAAUGUGCGGCCAGAGCUCCGUGGUGUCGUAAACCUUAGUUCUGCGGCGGCACCAGCAACGUUAUCAGAUUUCGAUGUGCAACAUAAAACUCCUGUGGUGAGAAAGCAGCACCUCGUCCCGAAGGCUCAUUAUGGGGGCCGUCACGCAGUCACCAUGCUCCCAGGAGGAGGAAUCGGUCCAGAGUGCAUGGGCUACGUCAGAGACAUUUUCAAAUACAUCGGAGCUCCAGUAGACUUUGAGGUGGUGGACAUUGAUCCCAAUGUGGACAAUGAUGAGGAUGUACAGUAUGCCAUCACCACUAUCAAGAGGAACGGUGUUUGUCUUAAGGGUAACAUUGAGACCAAGAGUGAAGCUGCCUAUGUGACGUCCCGUAACAUUGCACUCCGCAACUCUCUGGACCUGUAUGCAUACGUGCUGCACUGCAAGUCCUUCCCAGGAAUCACCACCAGGCACAAGGAUAUUGAUAUCCAUAUUAUCAGACAGAACACGGAAGGUGAGUAUGCCAUGCUGGAGCACGAGUCGGUGCAGGGCGUGAUCGAGUCCAUGAAGGUGGUGACCGCCAGCAACUCCGAGAGGGUGGCGAGGUUCGCGUUCGAGUUUGCCAAGAGGAACAAUAGGAAGAAGGUGACAACGGUCCACAAGGCUAACAUCAUGAAGCUGUCGGACGGCCUGUUCCUGGAGACGUCGCGCCGCCUCGCCAAGGAGUAUCCGGACAUUGAGCACAACGACAUGAUCAUCGACAACUGCUGCAUGCAGCUCGUCUCCAAGCCCCACCAGUUCGACGUGAUGCUGAUGACCAACCUGUACGGGUCUAUAGUGUCCAACGUGGUCUGCGGCAUCCUCGGCGGCGCCGGGCUCCACUCGGGCAGGAACUACGGCGACCACUACGCAGUCUUCGAACCUGGCACUAGGAACACUGGUACCGCCAUAGCCGGCAAGAACAUAGCUAACCCGAUAGCAAUGAUCAACGCGUCAGUAGACAUGCUGGAACACCUCGGCCACCACUUCCACGCUGACCUGAUCAAGGCGGCCGUCGCGAAGACUAUCAACGAAGACCACAUCAUGACUCCGGACCUUGGAGGGACCGCCUCGUCGACGGACGUGGUGAAAGCUAUCAUCGAUAACAUCGACAUGUGUAUAAAGAACAAGGUUUCGUUCCAUUGAAUCUGAAUAUUUCAGCUGAAUUAGUGUGAUUAUGUUACUAAGUUAUUGUUUUUCUAUGUUUGCUUGACUUUACUCGCGUCUAUUAGUCUUUUUAUGAAAUAUUAUCUAUCUAUUAUUAAGAUUAAACUUAAUUACUAUACAGGGUGUCCCUGAAGUCGACGUCCAACAGGCACCAGAUGAUCGGCAAGGUCCCAAAUGUUAUCAGAAAAAUAAAAAAAAAUUCUAAGUCCUACAGUUUUUAAAUUACAGUGA